AUGUCGAAGCCAUCAAGGCUCAGCUUCGCGGGGGUGGCUGGUCGAUGUCAGCCCCGAGCUCGUCUUCAACAAGACAAUCAAGAGUACAGGCCAACCCCGUCCCAUGGCAGUCCCUUGCCAUCACACCCUGCUAACCUUGAGUCAGCCAUCUCGAAUGCACACCACGACCCCUCCAAUCACGUUACUCUCAUUUCCGGUGGAGGUGCUGGCCACGAGCCGGCCCAUGCAGCCUUUGUUGGUCGCGGCCUGCUCAGCGCUGCUGUCUCCGGCAACAUUUUUGCCUCUCCGUCUGUUUCCCAAAUCGUCGAAGCUAUUCGCACAGUUGGUGGCAGCGCGGGUACCAUCCUGAUCGUGAAGAACUACACUGGUGACAUCUUCCACUUCCACCUUGCAGCCGAGAAGGCCAGAGCUCGAUGGGGCCACAGGGUUGAGGUCCUGGUGGUUGGGGAUGAUGUGGCGGUGGGGCGCCAACGCAGCGGCAAGGUUGGCCGACGAGGCCUGGCGGGCACAGUCCUUGUCCACAAGGUUCUUGGGUCCUUGUCUGCUCAGGGCAAGUCGAUCGACGAGCUGUUGAGCGUCGGCAAGCAGAUUGUGGAUGGUCUCGUCGAACUGGGCAUGGGUAUUCAUAAUGAACCCGGAUGCCAGGUUCUCGACUCGAAGCCCAGUCUCGACAGCCUGUUGAAUAGUAUGCUCGACUUGCUGCUCAAGACCGACGAUACUGAUCGGGCGUUCGUCAAUUUCGAUGAUGCCAAGAGCUCCGUGCUUCUCGUGAAUAAUUUGGGAGGCACGUCACAGCUCGAAUUGAGCGCAAUCACACGCCACACGGUUCAGAAGCUCAAUUCCCGGGGCAUUCAACCAACACGCAUCUUGUCUGGUACCUUGAUGACGAGCUUGGAUGCAUCGGGCUUCAGUGUUACCAUCCUCAAGGCCACAGACGAAAUCAUCGCCAGCCUCGACUCUCCGACAACGGCUAUCGGAUGGCCUCAAACGUACUCGGCUUUCAAGCCAUACACUGGCGAGCGUGUUCUCGAGUCCGCCUCUGAGAAGUCGUCAGACCACACUUCCAAGGCCUCUGGCCCAAAGUUGAUUCCUCAAGCAUUCAACUCCUCGGUCACACAAGCCUGCCAGGCCCUCCUCGCUGCCGAACCUCAAAUCACACAUGACGAUCGUAUUGUCGGAGACGGCGACUGCGGCGCGACGCUAUCCCGCGGCGCAAAUGCUGUACUCAGGGUCCUCUCCGAGGACCCCGUCACAGAGUCGACCACGGCAGGCGCUGCUGUGAUGUCGAUCGCGCACGCAAUUGAAGAGAGCAUGGACGGUACAUCUGGUGCCCUGUACGAGCUCUUCUUCACCGCAUUCGCCGCGGCUUUGCAAAAUUCCUCCGGCGAGACUGUUAGCACAAAAGUUUGGAGUCAAGCAGCUGGCAGCGCCCUCGAGCGGCUCCAGGCCAUGACGCCUGCGAGAGUGGGCGAUCGCACAGUGAUGGAUGCUCUGAUUCCCUUCAUCGAUACCCUGCAAAAGGAAGGUGACUUGACGAAGGCGGUCGAGGCUGCUAGAACGGGCCGUGAUAGUACCAAGGGUAUGGAGGCGAGUCUGGGAAGGGCAGUCUAUGUCGCCGGUGAGAACUGGGGCAAGGUACCUGACCCUGGUGCCGAGGGUAUCGUUGCUAUUGUUGAGGGGAUUGCCAACUUGACUUCAUAG
Verticillium alfalfae VaMs.102 is the source of this 1701-nucleotide messenger RNA. Its product is annotated as dihydroxyacetone kinase. Gene Ontology annotation, cellular component: cytosol. The record is from RefSeq and is a predicted model, not a curated record. The coding region runs from base 1 to 1701 and encodes 566 amino acids. Gene Ontology annotation, molecular function: glycerone kinase activity. The transcript has 5 exons. Lineage: Eukaryota; Fungi; Ascomycota; Sordariomycetes; Glomerellales; Plectosphaerellaceae. Gene Ontology annotation, biological process: glycerol catabolic process.